This is a messenger RNA of Aspergillus steynii IBT 23096, 1290 nucleotides long. RefSeq lists its product as uncharacterized. The transcript has 3 exons. The record is from RefSeq and is a predicted model, not a curated record. Lineage: Eukaryota; Fungi; Ascomycota; Eurotiomycetes; Eurotiales; Aspergillaceae. Bases 97 to 1080 code for a protein of 327 amino acids.
GCCGACUCGAAAUUCAAGAUCAACUCGAUCUUAUCAACACUCCCUGCAUUGGACUAUCGGCUUCCGGAGAUCCGAUUCCUCGAAUGGUGCGGCAUCAUGGCGUCCAGCUCGGAAACCAUCCGCAUCGGCUACGUCCCGGAGCACUACCUCACUCCCCUUCAUCUGGCCCUCCGCUCCCCGGCUGUGCAAUUGCUGCCCUUCAAGCUCUCUCUCAUUCCUUUCCCAUCCGGCACGGGACAUAUGAUCACCUCCCUUCGCGAGAAGGAGAUUGACAUUGGUAUCGGGCUGACCGAGGGCUGGGUUGCCGGUCUAGCGGGGAAAGCGCAAGCCCAGAAGGAUGCUGCCGAGGGAGGUUACAAGAUGGUUGGCCAAUGGGUCGAUACGCCCUUGCGGUGGGCUAUUGUGACGGGUCGGGAGAGAGAUGAUAUUCAGACGGUGGCUGACCUGAAGAAUAAGCGGGUUGGCAUCAGUCGACCGGGAAGUGGCUCCCAUAUCAUGUCCUUUGUUUUGGCCCAGAAGCAAGGCUGGCAACCCGAUGCAUUGACUGCCGUGCCGCUGGGUCCUUUCGGAAGUCUGCGCAAUGGAGUGACCGGCCACGAUGACUCGCAUCCGGAGGGUAAACCCGAGCCCACGGCAGAGUUCUUCAUGUGGGAGCAAUUCACCACGAAGCCGUACUUCCACUCAACCGCGGAGAAGCCUGACCCGCCUCUCAAGAAAUUCGACGAGAUUUACACCCCCUGGCCUUCCUGGAUGGUGGUCGCCUCGACGGCCGUCUUCCCAGAACCAGAGCAUGAUUCCAAGCUGCAGCAGUUGUUCAAACUUUUCGAUCAAGGCAUCCAGGAUUUUGAGGCCGACACGACGCAAGCAGUCCGUCUCCUUGGAACAGGAGAGCUCGGAUGCACGUACACCGAGGAGGAUGCCAAGGAAUGGUUGAAGGAUGUCAAGUUCGUCCAAGGUACCCAGGGCGUGGAUCGGAAGAUGGUAGAAAGCGUGGUAGAUGUCCUGAAAAUUGCCGGCGUUAUCGACAGCGGCAUGACUCAUGACGAAGCCGUUGAGAGAGUCAUUGGAAUUCACCGGUGAUCGCAGGAUUCGUGGUCGACGGGCGACGACUGCCAAAUACACAGAGAAUGUUGCGAUGGCCCACUUUCUUCAAUCAGAAUUGCUUCCACCACGAUGCACAGACGUAGGAUGUCAGUAUGCUUAAGGUCUGUUUAGUUGUCAAGCCAAGUGCCGUAUCUUAUUGAUCACCAGGACGACAAGUCGCAUUCCUGAGAGAACAUGCGGGCGCCG